Molecule: messenger RNA, 1718 nt
Organism: Austrofundulus limnaeus
Lineage: Eukaryota; Metazoa; Chordata; Actinopteri; Cyprinodontiformes; Rivulidae
Gene: sp6
Product: Sp6 transcription factor
Exons: 2
Coding region: 12-1064 (350 amino acids)
Biological process (GO): regulation of transcription by RNA polymerase II
Molecular function (GO): DNA-binding transcription factor activity, RNA polymerase II-specific; RNA polymerase II cis-regulatory region sequence-specific DNA binding
Source: RefSeq, a predicted model, not a curated record
UGAAAUACAGUAUGAACCUGCUGACCUUCAAAAUAAAAGCACAGCAAAAGCAGAAUCAUUUACAGUUGUUUAAAGUUGGACCUUCCUGCCAUGUGGUGAUCUUCUCAGCACUCUUUAAAAAAGACUCUGACUCUCUGAGUUCUGGACUUCUUCUCAAGUCUUGCCCCGGCGUCAUCAUGGCCCACCCUUACGAGCCCUGGUUACGGACGGCGCCGCCUAGCGGCAGCUCCGAGGACAUGAACAUCCCGUCCUGGUGGGACCUCCAUCGUGACGUGCAGGCGGGCAGCUGGAUAGACCUGCAGACGGGUCAAGGCCUGCCGUCGGUGAGUCCGGGGAGCUCCAUGGGUCUGCAGCCCUCGUUAGGACCUUACGGUUCCGACCCGCAGCUCUGCAACCUGCCCCCGGCUCAGCACGCCUCGCACUCGUCCCACCUCUUCCCUCAGGACGGGUUCAAGAUGGAGCCGCUGGCCCCGGAGAUGCUGCAGCAGGAAACCUUCUCCCUGGAGGAACCGCAGGAGACCUCGGCGUCGGCCCGGCCCAAGCCUCAGCGCCGCUCCUCGUCCCGGGGAGGCAGCCAGGCCGUGUGCCGCUGCCCCAACUGCAUCCACGCCGAGCAGAUGGGCCAGAGCGCCGACGACGGCCGGAGGAAGCACAUGCACAACUGCCACAUCCCGGGCUGCGGCAAGGCCUACGCCAAGACCUCGCACCUGAAGGCGCACCUGCGCUGGCACAGCGGCGACCGGCCCUUCGUCUGCAACUGGCUCUUCUGCGGCAAGAGGUUCACCCGCUCCGACGAGCUGCAGCGCCACCUGCAGACGCACACCGGCGCCAAGAAGUUCAGCUGCGCGCUCUGCCCCAGGGUCUUCAUGCGCAACGACCACCUGGCCAAGCACAUGCGCACGCACGAGUCCCCGCCCACCCACGGGGAGGUGAACGGCGACGGGAGGGGGGAGAAGGGUUUCGACGAGGCCACGCCCCCACAGCACUCCUCGAACGUGUCCGACAGCACCGAGUCUCAGCUGAAGCUGAAAUGUGAGGCGGAACCGACGGAUCAGUCCGGCUAGUCCCGCCUCCGAGACACGCCGGUGCAGGUCAGAGUCCACGCUCGGUGGCGCAGAGUCGUAGUUUCAGGUAGAGUAGAGACUAGAAGGAAGAUUUGGACCAACUUUUACUGACGGAGGCUGGAAGGAAGGAAAACUGUAGCCGUGGUUCUGAGACGCAGCCGGCUGCAGAGAGAGAGAGAACCUGCAGCUCGUUUACAGGAAACUUUCUGUCUAAAAACGUGCGCAUCCUGCUGAACCGGAYCAGAACAUCCAGAAAGGUCCAGAACUGCUCAGUGAAGAAGUUUGACGGUAAAGCACGAGAACCAGCAGGAGAACAAGAACAGGUCCUGGAGGAGGAACAAAAACAAAAAAAGUGGGAACGAGUGAUGAGAGCCCCUUCCUGGACCCGACAGAAAAACACCGCCUGACGUGAACCCGGGCUUCUGUCGGGACACGCUGAGGACGGCAACACAAACAGACUCAGAUCCAUCCUGUCAGCGCUGCAGGUUGACGGGCCUGAAACAUCCAKCGUGAAGAAACAAGACAUUUAAAGCCCAACGUGACAAUGUUUCCUCUUAACGGUGGAUCAAAUGUCUGAAACAACAAAGUUACACGAGGCCUCUGCUCACAAAUCAUCGUUUUAAAACAAAACGCAGCCCAGGGUUUUAGCUUCAU